Cyphomyrmex costatus is the source of this 3534-nucleotide messenger RNA. RefSeq names its product cGMP-gated cation channel alpha-1. Gene Ontology annotation, cellular component: membrane. NCBI's taxonomy places the organism in Eukaryota, Metazoa, Arthropoda, Insecta, Hymenoptera, Formicidae. The record is from RefSeq and is a predicted model, not a curated record. The transcript has 8 exons. Gene Ontology annotation, biological process: monoatomic ion transport; transmembrane transport. The coding region runs from base 1 to 3534 and encodes 1177 amino acids. Gene Ontology annotation, molecular function: intracellularly cyclic nucleotide-activated monoatomic cation channel activity; protein-containing complex binding.
AUGGCUCGACAUUCAUCGACGUCAACGUCGCCGCCAUCAGUCGUCAAGUCAUAUAGCUCAAAAGACGAUGGCGACGAUGAAGGCGACGGCGGUAGCCGAAAAGGAGAACAAAGAACAAAGAGCAAUCAACGGUGGAUGAAAUUACGCACAACUGUACAGCUGUCCUCCGCAAUGUCAAGAAAACCGCCUCUUAAACGCGAAGAUUCAUUUCUGAAAAGGUUUUCUACCCGACCAAGACCGAGAAGUCAAGAGACCCUCGACAACACCGAAGGCGAAGAUGAUACGUCCAACAACAGUAGGAAGAAGAAAAAGAAACGAUCUCGCAAGCGAUCUCGCAGGUCUCGAAAAUCGUCCAGAACUGUCAUCAAUCCGGAUGAAAAUGUGUACUAUUACUGGCUAAUGGUGGUGUCAGUGUGCGUCCUGUACAAUCUCUGGGCACUAAUCGUGCGUCAAAGUUUACCGGAAUUGAACGAACUAGUGUACAUUACUUGGUUAAUGCUUGACUACUUUAGUGAUGUUGUGUUUAUCAUGGAUGUAAUUGUGCAGUUUCGUACCGGUUAUUUGGAGCAGGGACUCAUGGUUUACGAUGGAUGGAAACUGGUUGGACACUAUCUGUUCUCUAAGUUUUUCUUUCUGGAUAUAUUUGCAUUGACACCGCUCAGUGUGUUCGGACUGGAUGUUAGCAACAACCCCAUAUUGAGAUUUCCUCGGUUUCUGAAAAUUUAUCGACUGUACUACUUUUAUUACAUGGUGGAAUCGCGCACAGUUUAUCCGAAUUUCUGGCGCGUACUGAAUCUCAUCCACAUCCUGCUUAUAUUGGCGCACUGGUUUGGUUGCUUCUACUACCUGCUGAGUGAGGCUGAGGGCUUCAAAGGGGAAUGGGUUUACCCGUAUCGGCCCGGUAAAUAUUCUACCCUGGCUCGGAAAUAUCUUGCUUGUUUAUAUUGGGCCACGCUGACACUGACAACUAUAGGAGAUCUUCCUACGCCAGAGACCAACGCCGAAGACCAAGCGGGUGGUGCUAUCCGGAGCCUCGCUCGUCGGCAAACGAAGAUCCUCCAGUUUCAACAUAAUUCUGGAUACGUCUUUACCAUAGUCAGCUACUUGAUCGGCGUCUUCAUAUUUGCCACCAUCGUCGGCCAGGUUGGUAACGUCAUCACUAACAAGAAUGCGAAUCGUCUUGAGUUCGAGAGGCUUCUGGAUGGCGCCAAGACCUACAUGAGACAUCACAAGGUACCGGAAGAUAUGAAACGAAGGGUGCUCAGAUGGUACGACUACAGCUGGUCGCGCGGCCGAGUGCACGGCGGGGGUGACAUCAACACCGCCCUUGGCUUACUCCCGGAUAAGCUCAAGACUGAACUGGCGCUGCACGUAAACCUCUCAGUACUGAAGAAGGUUACCAUUUUUCACGAAUGUCAACCGGAAUUUUUGUGCGACCUUGUCCUGAAAAUGAAGGCAUAUAUAUUUACCCCCGGUGACUUGAUAUGUCGGAAAGGCGAAGUUGCACGAGAAAUGUUUAUAAUAGCUGAUGGCAUAUUGGAAGUACUGUGUAACAAAACUGGCAGAAUACUGACAACCAUGAAAGCCGGGGAUUUCUUUGGCGAGAUUGGUAUACUCAGUUUGGACGGAUUGAAUAAACGCACAGCCGACGUUCGUUCGGUGGGUUAUUCCGAAUUGUUCAGCCUAUCGCGGGAGGAUAUGUUGACAGCGAUGAAGGAUUAUCCAGAGGCACGAGAGAUCUUAAGAAAUCUUGGCCGUAAGAGAUUGAUGGAAGCACAGAAGGCAGAGAAGGAAAGGCGGCAGUCUAUGUCUUCCGGCCAUGAUUCGUCUGAUAAUAGUAGUAUUAAUAAAAAUAUUGUCAACAAAUUGAAGAGUGAUGUAAAGGGUUUGAAGAACGUCCUCCGAAAAAGAAAGAUUAAUACUCAAUUGGACGAGACUGUGGAACAACAGCCAUUGGCGGCGAAGCUCGCCAAUGGCAGGAGAAGAUCGAUGCUGAAACGACAGCAGAAGAUCGAUGAUCAAGACUUGUUUGCUCCAAAUAGUCAGGACCAGCCAGUGUCACCGCUGGGCGCUGGUCUUCCGCUGCUAGCUCGGCUCAAACUGUUGAAGGAAAAGGAAGAGAUGGAGGAACGGCUGAAUUUGAUGGAUGUAUCGAGUCACGUAGAAGUACAUCCAGUACCAAUCUCGGAGGUUUCAAACCUCACCAAACAUCACUCUAGUAGAAAAAACUCCUUUCUGUUUACAACACAUGAUGAGAUCGUUCCCGAAGAUACUAACCUGCAAUUGAAUAAACAAUCGUCCUUGGAUGGUCAGAGCAUUCCUAUGACUACUGCGCUAUCAGAGGUUGAGUCGAUCAAGAAACCCUCAACCACGUUGAAAAACAUAGUAACCUCCAAAGACAAUUUGCAACAGACAAGUAAACCGAAAAUACUACAGCAGACUAAGACGUACGUUUCCAUCGCUGAUCUCUCACCGGAGCAUCGCAGUCUACCAUUCGUUAAAAAGCUCAAACUUCUCAACGAAAGACAGAAGUUGGCUGAACUAGAAAGAACUGUUAGGAGCUUAUCCCUCGAUUGCGGCAAAAAGAUCGAGUCAAAAUUUGACAACCUCACGAGGAGUCAUUCGGAAACCUGUGCCAUCGAGUACACCAGGAAGUUAGCGAAAUAUCAUCAAGAUCGACGAGAGGCUGGAGCUGGAUCGGAGCAACUAUCGCCAGAGAACAAGAUGAAAGCUCCAACAAUUGAAGGAUAUGCUGCGCGACGGUCAAAGUUAUCUAAGCGUGUGACAUUCAAUAAGUACACGCUGCAGAGCCCGCCAUCCGAGCAGACCUCACCACCGCAAUCCAACACCCAAGAUCAAUUGCCAUCUCGGCCGAGUAAAUUCAGUCCUGUGAGUAGUACCGGUGGUGUUUUGCAAACAUUGUGCCAGUUGCAGGAGGAGUAUCUGAGCAAAUUGCUUUUUGGAGUCAGCGAGAUCAUCAAGGCAGGCAUGGAUGAAGUACAGAAAAAGUUUGAGCAACAGCUCACUUCAUUAGAGUUGGAAGUACAUCAGCGUGAAGAUAUAAUAUCGCAAUUACAGUCACGCAUUCAGCAAUUAGAGCAAGGAAAACAGCCAAGCAUGGACGUUUCCGGCAGGGACAGCAUUGAACAUCAAGCUUCUAUGGAAGAGGAUGAAGAUAACGCUUUCAUGCGUGAUAGUUCCAUCCUCGGGACUCACGAUCGAUAUUCAUUAAUCGAUUCAAGCAGCAGUCGAUCUUGGGAGCAGCUUUCAGGUGCUCUGGAGCUACAGGAGCUGCCAAUAUCAAAUAGAUUGAUGAGAAAUGAUAACAUAAUGAUUGACAUCGAUACAAGCGAUGAAGAAGAAUUCGUUUGUAGUCUUUCACAAAAUAUUGACAGCGAAGAUAACCAGGAGACAGACGAGGAUGACGAUGAACAGAAUGAAGAAAAUCUAUUAGAAGAUGGGUGCGAUUGGGAAGCUCUUUUGAUGGCACAAGAGCUUGCCAAACGAAAAAAUAGCCAUAACUGGGAUUUCUAA